This is a messenger RNA of Colletotrichum spaethianum, 1023 nucleotides long. RefSeq names its product MFS transporter fmqE. Gene Ontology annotation, biological process: transmembrane transport; carbohydrate transport. Gene Ontology annotation, cellular component: membrane. NCBI's taxonomy places the organism in Eukaryota, Fungi, Ascomycota, Sordariomycetes, Glomerellales, Glomerellaceae. The coding region runs from base 1 to 1023 and encodes 340 amino acids. Gene Ontology annotation, molecular function: carbohydrate:proton symporter activity. The record is from RefSeq and is a predicted model, not a curated record. The transcript has a single exon.
AUGCGAGCUAUGUUUUUCGUCGGCAAGACCGUUCAGGGUAUUUCCAUCGGCAUCCUCAAGGUUACCGCCAUGACCUACAUAUCUGAGACGGCGCCAACUGCUCUGCGCGGCUCAGCAAUGGGGCAAGUACCGACGGGUAACCUCGUUGGCCAGCUUCUUGGCUCAAUCGUUGUAUACGUCGUCAACGACGUGCCGACUAAGGCUGCUUACCUUGCCUCCUUCGGCUCUCAGUGGAUCCUCGCGGUCACACCUUUCAUCCUCUCCCUCAUCAUCCCAGAAAGCCCGGCAUACCUGGAAGAGCGCGGCGAGUCGGACAGAGCGGCUGAGGCCUCACGAAAACUGUAUGCGCCUCGCGUCGAUGCGUUGAAGGUCCUAGAGAGAGUUCACGCUAGCAUCGCCGAGGAGAAGGAGAUGACUGCUGGAGCCAACUACGUCACUUGCUUCGAAGGCACUAACCGCCGGAGAACAAUGAUCGUCGUCAUGGCCAAUCUCUUGCCAGCCUUGUUCGGUCUUGACCUCAUCUCCAAGUCAAGUUAUUUCUUGCAGACCAUUGGCAUGAAGUCCAGCACCAGUCUCAUGAUUCUCAUCGGUGGCAUUGUGGCUGGUACUUUUGCCAACGGUCUUGGCCUCUGGAUUCUGUCCCGCGUUGGCCGAAGAAAGGUGACCCUGGUUUCUUUGUCUAUCUCAACCAUUCUAUGGGUCGUUGUUGGUAUUUCGGGCAUCUGGCAAGGCCCAGCAGUCGCAUACAUCACGGCAGGAGGAUGCAUCCUCAUCAUUGUCGUCUGUGGCAUGAGUGUGUGGCCAGCAUCGUACGCCAUCAUGGGUGAGACGGGUUCCUUGAGAUUGCGAGCGAAGACACAAGGAAUUGGUGGUAUAGCACAGCAAGGUUCAUCAGUAGUGAUGAACUUCGUGCUUCCCUACGCCUACAACCCUGACGCUGGUCAGCUAGGUGCCAAGACAGGUUUCAUAUAUGUCCUCUUGUGUGCCCUAGGAGUAGCGCUCUGCUGGUUUUUUUUUGCCUGA